UCCAAUUAGGGAUAGAAAAACAUUAAUGGAAACAACAGAAACAUCAAGAGUGAGCCACGAGCUCCCAGUAACAACCACCGAUUCAAGCGGAUCAACCGCAAAGAAACUGACUUUGGUCCCUUUGAUUUUCCUUAUUUACUUCGAAGUCGCAGGUGGGCCGUUUGGAGAAGAACCGGCGGUUCAAGCGGCUGGACCGCUUCUAGCGAUUCUUGGUUUCCUCAUCUUCCCUUUCAUAUGGAGUGUCCCUGAAGCCCUGAUUACCGCAGAACUCUCCACCGCAUUUCCAGGCAACGGAGGGUUUGUGAUAUGGGCGCAUCGAGCUUUUGGCGCAUUCGUAGGCUCAAUGAUGGGCUCGUUGAAGUACCUGAGUGGUGUGAUCAACGUCGCUUCGUUCCCUGUCCUCUGUGUGACUUACUUGGAGAAGCUAUUCCCUGUUCUUGAAUCAGGAUGGCCACGAAACGUCUGCAUAUUCGCAUCAACGGUGGUAUUAUCUUUCCUAAACUACACUGGCCUAGCCAUUGUCGGUUACGCAGCCGUUGUUCUCGGCUUGGUGUCUCUCUCGCCUUUCCUCGUCAUGUCGGCAAUGGCAAUCCCUAAAAUCCAACCUCACCGCUGGGGUAGCUUGGGAGACAAGCAAAAGGAUUGGAAUCUCUACUUCAACACGCUCUUCUGGAACUUGAACUUCUGGGACAAUGUCAGCACUCUUGCAGGGGAAGUUGAUAACCCUCAGAAGACGUUUCCCUUGGCGCUUCUUGUCGCUGUGAUCUUUACUUGUGUAGCUUACUUGAUCCCUCUUUUGGCUGUUACGGGUGCUGUCUCGGUGGACCAGAGCAGAUGGGAAACAGGGUUUCACGCAGAAGCAGCUGAGAUGAUAGCAGGAACGUGGUUGAAGAUUUGGAUUGAGAUUGGCGCUGUCUUAUCAAGUAUAGGACUCUUUGAAGCUCAGUUAAGCAGUAGUGCUUAUCAGCUGGAGGGUAUGGCGGAGCUAGGGUUCUUGCCUAAGUUCUUUGGGGUAAGAUCUAAAUGGUUCAACACUCCUUGGGUUGGGAUUCUACUCUCAGCUCUCAUGUCCCUCGGAUUGUCCUACAUGGACUUCACUGACAUCAUCUCCUCGGCUAACUUCUUGUACACGUUAGGGAUGUACCUUGAGUUUGCGUCUUUCCUUUGGUUAAGAAAGAAGCUACCUGAGCUAAAGAGACCUUACCGUGUCCCACUGAAUAUACCAGGAUUAGUGAUUAUGUGCUUGGUACCUUCAGCGUUUCUGAUGUUGAUCAUUGUGUUUGCUACUAAGAUUGUGUACCUCAUUUGCGGUUUAAUGACCGUAGGAUCAGUUGGUUGGUACUUCUUGAUCAAUUACUUCAGGGAGAAGAAGAUCUUUGAAUUCAACCAAGAUGUUGAUCAUCUUGAUUAUGUUAAUGAAGAACAACGUCCGAAACAUGAAGAAGAUCAUGACUCAUGA
Molecule: messenger RNA, 1459 nt
Organism: Brassica oleracea var. oleracea
Lineage: Eukaryota; Viridiplantae; Streptophyta; Magnoliopsida; Brassicales; Brassicaceae
Product: probable polyamine transporter At3g13620
Exons: 2
Coding region: 26-1459 (477 amino acids)
Biological process (GO): transmembrane transport
Cellular component (GO): membrane
Molecular function (GO): transmembrane transporter activity
Source: RefSeq, a predicted model, not a curated record